Molecule: messenger RNA, 3815 nt
Organism: Mauremys reevesii (Reeves's turtle)
Lineage: Eukaryota; Metazoa; Chordata; Testudines; Geoemydidae
Product: butyrophilin subfamily 3 member A1-like
Exons: 11
Coding region: 129-1970 (613 amino acids)
Molecular function (GO): protein binding
Source: RefSeq, a predicted model, not a curated record
AAUUCAGCAAACCAUCACUUUUCAGAAAAGCACAUGCUGAUCUUAAAAAGGACUUAUGUGGGUACUUUGCUGAACUUGAGCCUAUAACAGAUCAGCCCCCGUCUCUUCCCACAUGAGCUACCAGAGGCAUGGAGCUACGGGAACAGCUCUCCAUCUGCUUGUUCUGUGCCAUACUCCUAGCAGCGAUUCCCUUUUCAGAGAAUUUUGAAGUCAUCUCGUCCCCAACUGUCACUGGGAUCGUCGGCCAGGAUAUGGUCUUACCCUGCCAGAUCUCCACUGGGAUGCAGCCAGACAAUAUGGAGGUUCAGUGGAAGAAAAUCAUCCAGGCAGCUAUAGAGACUGUCUAUGAAUACAAAGCCCGGACAGGCCAGGAUGGGCCAGGAGAGCAAUACCAGGGCCGGACUGUGCUGUUGAAGGAUGGAUUCACCUCUGGGAAUGUGUCUUUAAAGCUGAAGAACGUCCGACCAGCCGAUGAGGGAACGUACAGCUGCAUUGUGAAGUCUAACGAGUGGAGCGCUGAUGCUGCAACCGAGCUUAAAAUUGCAGCUGUUGCCUCUGUGUCCAUCGAUGUGCUGGGUCCCCAGGGCCAGGGGAUUGACCUAGCCUGCAGGUCAACAGGAUGGUUUCCCAAACCUGAAGUCCGCUGGGUUAUAAAUAAUGGGUCGGAUCUGCAGCCUGUGACCAAAAUGGAGCAGGAUCAUGAACUUCUGUUCAGUAUUCUGAGCAACGUCACAAUCCUGGGACAGGAAACUGGAGAAAUCAGCUGCGUUAUCCAGAACAACCUGCUGAAAACAGAGAAGAAAUCUGUCAUUCUCCUCUCAGGUGAUAUUUUCCCUCAUGUUUCUCCGUGGCUUGCUGCAUUCUGGGUGUUAUUUACUUUAAACCUUCUUGUGAUCGGUGCCUGUGCAUUUUGGAUAUAUACAGUCAAGCAGAAGGAGUCUACGAAAAAAAAAUCAGAAGAAGAGGCUUUAUUCAUACAGGACACUGCGAAGAAGGCGUUGGAACAAGAGCAUCAGGAGCUGCAGGAACGACUUGACAGAGCAAUCUCAGAACUGGAUUUCAGGAGGGCUCGGAGCUACAUGGUUCCUCUCACCCUGGAUCCGAGUUGCAAACACCCUGAACUCACCCUGUCUGCAGAUGGCAGAACAGUCCAGCACAAGCCCACUUCUCAAGAUCCAGCUGUCUCCUCCGGGGCCCUGAUUGCUGUGGGGAGGGAGGGAUUUGUGACCAGGAGGAAUCAUUUUGGGGAGGGUGAGGUUUGCAGGUGGUACUGGGAGGUAAAGGUUGAAGACAGCCCGGACUGGGAGCUGGGGGUGCUGAGUGAGACUGUGAGGGACAGCGUGAAACAGGAGAGGUUGAAGAGACCCCCUGAAGGGGAGUGCUGGGCUCUGAGGAGAUCGGGGGGGUGGUAUCAACCCAGGGAGGCCAACAUUGUGAUACAGAGCUGGGGUGUGAAGCCGAAAGUGGUUGGGGUGUAUCUGGAUCUAGAAGCGGGGAAUCUCUCAUUUUAUAGUGUCAGUGGAAUGGCCAUUAUCCUGGAGAUUUCUGUGGAAGGUUCUGAGAGAUUGUUCCCAUUCCUCAGCCCUGGUCACGCUGCAGGGAGGGAAGAAGGGGAACCUCUCAGCAUCUGCCUCCCCAGCGACUGGGAUUUCUCCCAGAAAUUUGGGACUAGUUCAGGAGAUAACACAGCCUCUGCACAGUCUCCAGCCUCCAGAGAUGGGAAAGGAGCUGGAGACAACACAGGUUCAUCUGCAUUGGGAGAAACAUCCCUAGCCUCUGGACAUUGUCCUGCCUCUGGAGAUGGGGAUGAGAAAGAAAUCAGCACAGAGUUCUCUGUGAGAGAAGAUGCCCCAAAGCACCAGACCAUCGACCAGCUCCCAAAGAAGAAAGAGGAUAAAACAGAUCAAGAACAUACACAGCUGGAAACACACUCAAAGCAGAAGCAGGGAAAGAAAAGCCAGAAGCCAUAGGUAAAAAAAUCCAGAAUUUUUUCCAACGGGGCAAAGACAGUCAUAAAGAAAAGAAUGCUCAGAACGUGAAUCCAGGGGGGACCUGUAUCACUGGCUCUCUUGUUUCAGGGAUUCCAGGGCCAGGAGAUAUAACUGGGGAAUCAGAUCCAACCACUGCCACCUUGGGAACAACUUUGCCUGAAAGAAAAAGUGGGGAAAUGGAGACACUUAAGGAGCUUCCGCCCCCCUGAACUUAAAUGGAAACUGCAACAAUUAGUGCUGUUCUAAAACUCACACUAAUUAAACAGGAUUGUUCUAAUUGGAGGGAACUACAUCAAUGCUAUUGUUAACUUUGGGAAUUUAAAUACACAGAAGGGAAAUGCAGAAGGGAAUUUUUUCCCAUUAACAUUAACAUAUUGCAGACAUACACACUCUGAUCCUGCCAGUGUUAGUGAGUCACAGAAUGAGGCAUUCUAUACAUAGGACCAAAUUUUGAGUUUUCACACCCCAUAGCCAGCAAGUUAUAGUGCUUUAAUUUGCCAGUGUAGACAUGGCCUUAGUGUUACUCAGAGAACCUUACCUUUUGCACUUCCUGACUUUUGUUCCAGUUACAUACCCAGUAAAUAGGACCAAUAUUUUUAGAGAGGGAGAGAAAGUUCAAGGACCACUGCUGCACAUGCUGUUGAGGUGAGCCAAUGCUUGUUUGGUUACUUGGACACCUUAAAUAGGUAAAUGUAUGUGCAAAUGGCUAAUUUACACUUGCAAUUGUGGUAACUAUAUCUGCAAAUGCUAUUGCACAAAGGGACAUCCAUAUUUUAGAGGGAAAGUGUGCCUCUAAAGUCGGACUCUCAGUGUUACCACACCUAACUUUUAAGCACCUAAAAAAUCACUGGGAUUCACAAAACCUGAAUGUCACACCCAGGCUCCCUGUACAAUGCAUGGGAAGAGAUAAGCAAAGGAAAGAAAGGAAUUAAGAAAAGCCAGCACACUAGGCAGGAAGCCUCCUAAAUUAGGCAGUUGGAGUAUUACAUACAUCUGGAUAUUGCCUCUUUUUUGAGCCUCUGUCCUCUGUCUGGGUGGAUUUUUCAAAUAAUGGGCAAUAUCCUGGGUUUUUGCAGAGCAGUUGUUGCAACUCAGAAAGAGCCAUGAUUGGUCCACUUGCCAAUUGGUCCCUCCCCUGCAUCUGCAGCUGAUUGGUCCAUUCCUUGGCAAGCCAUGGCUUCCAGAUCCCACCCACCCAGGCCCCCAAUACCAGCCCUGGGGAGGGUGUUGAACAGGGAGAUGCUGACUGAGUGAUGGUGCUGCAUCCUGGUCUUGCACCAGUCACCCUAUCACCAGCCCACCUUCCACCACCAGGAAGUAUCCCCACUGCAGGCACCUCCAGCUCCUGCAACUGUACCCCCCUCUAGCGCUCCCUUCCCACCUUCAGUGUCCUCUUUUUGGGAACCUGAAAUUUGGUAACCCUAAAUUGGAGAUGCUCAGCUGAGAGGUGUAUGCUAAGUGCCCCCCUCACACCUUCAGGCAGUUCAGUGUCUAAAUGUGGCCUGGAAGGAGGCCUGUAGCUCUGCUUACCAUUCUCGGUUGAGAAACUUCUCCUGGAAUUAGGUACCUAGGGCAUUUCUUCUUUCUGCUGGAGGAGGCCUUCCCUCACAGUGGUUAACCUAGUGGUUAGGGUACUCACCAGGGCAGUGGGAGACCCAAGUUCAGUCCCCCCCCAGUGUCUCAUGAGGAGAAGGGCUUUGAACAAGUAUGCCUUUAUCACUGAGCUACAGGAUAUUCUCAUUUGCUUGGUCCUACACCCCUCCAGAGUUCAAGUCUGAGAACAGGGUGAUCAGAUGUCCUGAUUUUAUAGGUACAGUGCCAAUA